Messenger RNA from Spea bombifrons (plains spadefoot toad), 2657 nucleotides. It is a transcript of the gene MEX3D, whose product is annotated as mex-3 RNA binding family member D. The coding region runs from base 47 to 2260 and encodes 737 amino acids. The transcript is spliced from 2 exons. NCBI's taxonomy places the organism in Eukaryota, Metazoa, Chordata, Amphibia, Anura, Pelobatidae. The record is from RefSeq and is a predicted model, not a curated record. Gene Ontology annotation, molecular function: RNA binding.
CGGGAUAGUAGACGGCUCGUGUGCGACCAGGGGAGGCUGUGGCAGCAUGCAAGAGCCCCGGGGGGAGGAGGAGCUGGGAGCACAAGGCCCCCGGGGGCCACCGGUUGGAGGAUACACAGAAGAAGGUUCGAGUUCCCGGGGGCCACAGGAAAACUACUUGAAACAAAAGGCUACACAUGGUUGCGCCCCCCAGCUGUCUGCACAGGUCCCCCAAGAGCUUAAUCUAUGCCAGGAGCCAAAUAUAGCUUCUACAGAUGAACAACCUACAGCCAUAACCGAAGCCGUAGAAAAGACCGUGAGCCAGGAGUUGCCAGAGACUAAAACUGAGGAUUCGGGCACCCCGGGUCCCCAAGAGCCAAGCAAUAGACUAAUGCAUCCUAACCCAUGGGCUCUCACGCACAUUCUGCCUAUAGGUAUUCAGGAACACUGCCCGGGACCACAUAGCCAUGAGUCGGACGCCGACCAUAUCCACUACCGAUCAGGCCAAGAUGCUUUAAGUUCACAAGAGCCAUCUCAUGAUGUGGGCCCCCAGGCAACAGGUGUGCACCUAGACUCCCUGGAGCCUCAUGUUAUGCUAGACUUCCUGGACCUGGUGCAGAAACAACCCAGCAUCCCAGAAUUGACUCUCUCUGAUUCUGUACAUCCGGUUGCAAAUGAAAUUUUGGCCCCGGCAGCUCCGUGCGCUUUGUGUCCUCCUGAAAUCCCCGUUUUUUAUAGGCCCAGCCCAAAGGAGUCACAUGUGCAGCUGGGCCCUGAGGAGCUUCCCGAUGAGGAAUUCCCUUUGCUCGUGGAUCCAAUAUCUGUUUUGGGGCUACAAGGUGAUCUGCAGGAAGUGCCCGACUUUGAAGAUGUUGUGUCGGAGACCCCAAGCCCAGAGCCAGAGGACAUGUUUGGUGGUAUCCCUGCCGGACACCUGCUGCUGCCGGGAGUGCAGAGAAGAGGGGUGAAUAUGACUGAAGCUGUCCCGGUCCCCAGCUCUGAGCAUGUGGCGGAGAUUGUUGGGAGGCAGGGGUGCAAAAUUAAAGCUCUGCGAGCCAAGACUAAUACUUAUAUCAAGACCCCAGUUCGUGGAGAGGAACCCAUCUUUAUAGUGACUGGCCGAAAAGAGGAUGUUGAAAUGGCCAAACGAGAAAUCCUGGCAGCGGCAGAUCACUUCUCUGUCAUCAGGGCAAGCAGAAACAAGAAUUUGAUUCUUGGGUCCACUCAGGGACCCCCAAACUUGCCAGGUCAGACCACAAUUCAGGUCCGUGUACCCUACAGGGUGGUGGGUUUGGUAGUCGGCCCCAAGGGUGCAACCAUAAAGAGAAUCCAACAGAGUACCCACACUUACAUUGUAACCCCCAGCAGAGAUAAAGAGCCAGUUUUUGAAGUCACAGGGAUGCCAGAAAAUGUAGACAGAGCACGGGAAGAGAUUGAGGCUCACAUCACGAUGCGGACAGGUUCCUUGGUGGACAUAAAUCCAGAUAAUGAUUUCCACAGAAAUGGCACAGAUGUUUGCACUGAUCUUCUUGGUGGUGGACCCUCUAGUAUUUGGGCCAAAGUACCAGCUCCUCGCAGAGGUUCUGCAGCAUCGCGCAGUGAAAUAGGCAGCUCUUCAGAAAUCACAUACUUUGCAACAGCAAGCAGGGAACAGGACCCAGCAAGCCCUUUCAGGCCAAUACUAGGAGGUGGCUUUUCCCUGGGAGAACCACACACUGUUUCUCCUGCUCUAGGUACUGAUGAUUGUGACUUUGGCUUUGAUUUUAUGGCCCUGGAUCUGAACACACCCACUACAAUUUGGUCUCCAUUUGAAACACCCAGCGGGAAGCAUCAGAACUUUAGUGCUUGCAAUACUCAGAGGAGGAACAGUGUUGUGAGUGGUAGCACUAUCUCGCCUACACUGCCUGAACCAAAUAUUGGGUUGGAACAUCCACUUGCACGUAGAAUACACAGUGACCCAAUGAGUGCUACCCCUUGGUUGCCAAUGCAAGGCUCGCUUUCCUCCUUCUCCAACAGCACUGGUUAUUCCUCGUCUUCCUCUCUGCUUGGCAGCUCUUCUGUGGCAUCUGGCUCUCCCACAGACUCCACCAGCUCUGAUGGGCAGCGCAAAAGUGCCCGCGAUUGUGUUAUAUGCUAUGAGAGUGAGGUCAUAGCAGCAUUGGUGCCGUGUGGCCAUAAUCUCUUUUGCAUGGAAUGUGCUAUUAAAAUCUGUGAGCGGGUACUACCAGAGUGCCCAGCCUGCCAUGCACCCGCCACGCAGGCCAUUCGCAUUUUUUCCUAGCUGCACAUCCGAUCCAUGAUAAUAGCCCGCGGAAGCACCUUAGCCUAACUCUGUAACGCUUCUGGAUCAUACAUCUAUAAAAACAAUUAUUUAGCUUUCAGGGUGUAGAAACCAAGACAGACAAAAAUAAAGUUGUGAGCUGCAUCUUGUGUAUUUGAGAAAGUGGAGAUUAUUACUGUAAGAGAUCUAUCAAAUCAUUUAAACUGUUUACAAAACUCCUCUGACAUUUUAACAGACACAUGUUGAUCAAAUUGCUCACAUUAAUUUCUUCCAUUUAUUUUACACUCCUUAACAGUAUUCAGUUUUAAACACGAUUAAUAAAUGGAAAGAGCAAGUUGCACUUAUCCUUCUCUAAAGACACACAAAAUAUGUGCUUUUUAUUUUGGAAUUGAAACCU